UAUCAUUCUAUACGUUUCCAUUUUAAAGAAACUACCUUCCUCUCGAUAAUCUACGUAAAAGGGGGAAAUCUUAAAAGGGAAAGAAUUACGAGGAUUAACCGCACUGCUAACACCCAGACCCCAUACAUCGAUUAUAAAAAUCCUCGAGAUUCCUUCUGCAUAAAAUUCCCUUGAAUCGCUCUUAAAGCCGAUCUUACUACUCUUACUACUCUUUUUUCUUCUUCUUCUUCUUCUUCUUUUCUUUUUUUUUCUUUUUACAAUCCGUUCUACAAAUAUCCGAAAUCUUCUUUGCACGAUGGCAAAGGAAGGAGGCGGUCUUAACACAGCCAAGAGUAGUCCUUCGUAAGUAGUAAAGACACGAAAGAGACAGGCACGUGGAGGCCAGGACGCAUGCGUGUCGUGUUGCUCCUGCAGGACUUCAUGCACGACAAGUCAGUCUGCAUCUGGACUCCGGCUCGCGUACAUUUUCCGGCUGUGCAUGUGAGUGACUUGUAAACCAACGAAAUCCUGUGGUGGACGACUAUGAGGGUAACCACGUUGAAUCAGCUGAUCUUGUGGAGCUCGUUGAUCGUCAUCGUUGGAGCCGUUCAUCGAUCAGAAGGACGGCAAUCGAGGAAUCUGGAGAUAUUGGGGCAAAUAUCGGGUCACCAUCACGGAACGCAGUAUGCAUCGAUGUCGGAGAAUUACAAGAACAACUCAGACCUGCCCAGAUUCGCUGAAGAAAUCCAGAACGUGACCGUGAGCAAAGGUCGAGAUGCUUUGUUAGCCUGUAUAGUGGACAAUCUACGAAACUUUAAAGUGGCAUGGGUGCGCGUCGAUACGCAGACUAUCUUAUCCAUCCACCAUAAUGUCAUCACGCAAAAUCCACGGAUCUCGUUGUCCUAUAACGAUCACCGUACAUGGUAUCUUCAUAUAAAAAAAGUUGAAGAAGUGGAUCGUGGAUGGUACAUGUGUCAGGUGAACACAGACCCGAUGAGAAGUCGACAGGGUUAUUUGCAGGUUGUAGUUCCACCUUUCAUUAUCACGAAGGAAACCAGCACAGACAUGGUUGUCCGCGAAGGUUCAAACGUAACAUUGAUAUGUAAAGCUUCAGGAUAUCCGGAACCUUACAUCAUGUGGCGGAGAGAGGAUGGAAAAAAUAUAAACUACAAUGGAGAGAACGUGAAUGUCGUGAAUGGCGAGGUGUUGCACAUCGUGAAGAUAAGUCGAUUGCACAUGGGAGCAUACUUGUGCAUCGCUUCGAACGACGUUCCACCACGAGUUAGCCAACGCAUAUCUCUUCGCGUGCAAUUUCCUCCUAUGCUUUCGAUACCAAAUCAAUUAGAAGCGGCAUAUAUUGGACAAGAUGUCACGUUGGAAUGUCACACAGAAGCUUAUCCUACCUCGAUUAAUUAUUGGACGACCGAACGUGGCGAUAUGAUUGUCUCCGGCAAUUACCAUUCUAUUGCAGGCGAUAAAUAUGAGGCGGUGUCCACCGACAACGGGUACAACAAGUACAUGAUGCUGAAGAUUAGAAAUGUCGGCCCGAGGGACUUUGGCUCGUACAAAUGCGUGGCACAAAAUUCUCUCGGUGGAACUGACGGGGACAUUAAAUUAGAUGAGAUUCCAACACCAUCUACGACGUCCACGACACCGCCACCCGUGACUACAUCGAUGAAGAAGAACGGUAGAAACGGUAACAAGAAAUUACGACAACGACCUAUCGACUACGAGGUCGAGGAAUGGCGAAAUUCAGAUUACAAACAUUACAAUCCGCCAUCAAUGAGGCCGCCAGGCGAGCUUCCGGUCGACGCUUUAAGUCCGGGUGUCUCCCAUCGGGCUCAGCUCGUCCUUCAUCUUUUGGUGAGUCUGCUGUCACUGCUUCUUCCAGCCAUCAGAAGGUGA
This is a messenger RNA of Apis dorsata (giant honeybee), 1884 nucleotides long. RefSeq names its product limbic system-associated membrane protein-like. NCBI's taxonomy places the organism in Eukaryota, Metazoa, Arthropoda, Insecta, Hymenoptera, Apidae. The transcript has 11 exons. Bases 523 to 1884 code for a protein of 453 amino acids. Gene Ontology annotation, cellular component: neuron projection. The record is from RefSeq and is a predicted model, not a curated record.